AUGGUUAAAUCAAGAAAACAACAAUCACUUCUGACCACUCAAUUAGGUCUAAAAGAAGCAAAGGAAGCACAAGAAAAUGAAAUCGAAGCUUUAAAAGCGAUUUUUAUGGAAGAUUAUGAAUCCGUUGUUGUUACUACCGCGUGGAAGGUUGUUCCAACAGGUCAUGAGUUUAGACUUCAUCUUAAGCCACAAGAACAAGAAUUAAAGAAACAUGUAUCAUUGGAUUUGCACGUUAAAUUUCCCAAAACAUAUCCCCGUUCUGCACCUGAUAUAAAGAUCGAAAAUGCUCGAGGUUUAUCCGAGACACAUUUAAAUAAAGCUCAAGGACAUAUUUCUAAUUUGAUAAAAGAAAAUAUUGGACAAGAAAUGGUUUACACGAUUGCACAAUUUAUUCAAGAAUUUAUAACAAUGAAUAAUAAUGGGGUGAAGAUGGUCACCAAGCAAACUUCUUUUCACGAACAAAUGUUAAAUAGAAUUGAACAAAUGACGAAGGUUGAACAAAAAAAGGCAAUAGAGGAAGAAUUUCGGGCUCGUCAAUUAGAAGAGCAAGAGCGUAUAAUAUUGGCUCAAAAAAUUAACGAAGAAACACAAAAUAAAAUGGCAAAAUUUGAAGAAGAAAGAUUAAAAAGAAAGCAGAUGAAAGUUAAAGAAGAUCAAAAUUCAAAAAAAUUGGUUGAUUCAUCAUUGACUUUUCCCACAGUGAAUUUUGAUGCGUUUGUUAUGUUGAAUCCUGAUGCUUCACAAGACGUACCUUUCAAAUCUGUAGUUCUUGGUCCAUCUAUAGGAAAAGGAACCAUUGGUUCAACGUAUUUAGUUCAAGCCACUAAUUUUCAAGGCAAGAAUGUGGAACCAUCAGAGCGCCAUGUGUUGGUAUUAAAGGAAAUUUCAAUAGUUUCCCCAUAUUAUUUUAAUAUUGAAGGCAAAAGAAAGAUAGAAAAGGAUCUCUUUCGAGUGAAAAGACUUCGACAUACAAAUUUAAUUACAAUUUAUGAAUCCGAACUUGGAAGAAGCGAGGCAGGAUGGAAUUUAUAUAUACUUAUGGAAUAUGCACGAGGUGGUACAUUGGAAGAUUUAUUGAAAAAAUGUGGUACCAUUCAAUUACCAUUUGCAAGAGAAUAUAUGAAACAAUUAUUGAAUGCCUUGGAUUAUGUUCAUGCAAAUAGUUUUGUACAUAAAGCCUCCAAUAUAUUACUUACUGAAGUUGAUGGAAAAGGAGAAUGUAUAGCUAAAUUAUCAGAUGUUAAUUUUCAUCGAAAGUUAUUAGGUGAGGUACCACCUGAACAAGAGACAAAACCUUAUUCCAGGAAAAAUGAUAUUUGGUGUCUUGGAGUCAUUUUUAUACAAAUGUUAUUUGGUUUGAAUGUUAUUAAACAAUAUAAUUCACUAGAGGAUUUAUUGAAAUCUGAAUUACUUAACCAACCAUUUUUUAAUGAUGGUUCUGUUAAUUUAUUGGAUACUCCAUUAAAGUUUAUAACAUCAUCUGGCAAAACAAAUAAUGUAAGGAGUAAUCAUCAGCAUCCACUCAACAAGGAUAAUAAUGAGUUGGCUGGUAGCUUUGUUGAAAGUAAUACUCAAUUUGCAUUUUCACCACCUUGUUCAUCCCAAAGUACCACCUUUUCAAGAUACCGUCUUGAUUUUGAAGAAAUUCAUUUUUUGGGAAAAGUUCGUUUGAAUCCCAAUGAUAUUGAAAAAACUCGUAAAAUUCUAAGGGAAAUAACUACCUUAUCAAGAUUACAUCAUCAAUAUGUGGUGCGUUAUUAUACCACAUGGUUUGAAGAUUCAGAUGGAGCUUGGAAAGAAACUGAAUCAUUUAGUGAAAAUAUUGGGGGAUCAUUAGCAACUUCAAAUGAUGAUCUGACUAAAGUUAUGAUGAUGACCAGUAAUAAAAAUAGAAUUGGAAAUUCUAAAAAGUUUUCUCCUAAAGAAGAAAAAACGAGAAUACUUUAUAUACAAAUGGAAUAUUGUGAAAAACAAACUUUAAAAGAUAUUAUUGAUAUUGGUGUUAAACCGGAUGAUGGUUGGAGUAAUAUUUUUCUUGAUGCAAAUGGUGAUGUCAAGAUUGGAGAUUUUGGAUUGGCAACCACAAGUGAUGAAGUUGGAUCAUUUCGGGUAUCUAAUUUUGAUAGAAUGAGUAGUCGAGAAGAUUCAAUGACUGGAGAUGUUGGAACAACGUUAUAUGUUGCUCCGGAAGUUUUGAGUAAUAAUAAAAUUUUUGGUCUUCGUUAUAAUCAUAAAGGUAUAAUAUUCUUUGAAAUUUGUUACAAAUUUUCUACUGAAAUGGAACGUCGAGUGACAAUUCUCGGUCUACGAAAACCCGAAAUAAUAUUUCCCAAAGAUUUUUCUACAAAUAAAAUGGAAAAUCAAGUAUACAUCAUUCGUUGGUGUUUACAUCAUAAUCCUAAGAAUCGACCAACAAGUUUGGAACUUUUAAAAAGUGAAUGGAUGCCAGCAAAAUUAGAAGAUGAACAUGUACAAGAAUAUGUUAGAACAAUGGCCAAUCCCAAUACACCACAUUAUCGUACUUUAAUUUCUACCUUAUUCACACAAUCUCCUGAUAAGCAUAAAGAUCAUACUUACGAUUUUAAUUCUGUAAUGCGAGAUCACAUGCUUAGAAUCUUUCGACAUCACGGUGGUGUUGAAAUCAGUACACCAUUAAUGAUGCCUAAAUCUGAUAUUUAUGAAGAAGAUAAAAAAGCCGUUCAUUUGAUGGAUAUUGAAGGUGGAAUUGUUCAACUCAAUUACGAUUUGACAGUUCCAUUUGCAAGAUAUGUUUCUCGUCAACCACGUUUUGUAUAUGAAGCAGAUUUUGAUAUAAUUCAUUCAAGACAUUCACCAAUGGUCGCCGAAGCUGAAAUAUUUAAAAUAGUGGAUGAAAUUAUUGAAGAAUUUCCUCCAUUAAAAUCUAUCAAUUAUUGUUUCUUCUUAAAUCAUACAAAUAUUAUAGAAACGAUAUUUGAUUGCUGUCGGAUACCGGAAGAAAUAAGACGAGGGGUUUAUAGUUUAUUAGGACAAUUGGAGAAAAAAUAUUCAAUCAAUCAAAUAAGAGCUCAACUUUCUAAUAAAUAUAAAUUACCUAGAAAUAAAUUAAUUUCAUCAACUUCAAUGCGUACACGGAUACAUGAUGCCAUUAAAGAUUUUAAACUUUUAAUGAAAUAUGCAAAAUGUUUAGGUGUCCAACUAUUUCAAGUUAUGGAUGAUAAUAAUCGUAAAGAUGUAUUAGCAGCAGGUGGUAGAUAUGAUUCAUUAAUACAACAAUUUCGACAUCCAAUGACAGUUACAUCAAAAAAUGAUGAUGAAAAAAGUUUUGGAUAUUGGGCUUCAAAGAAGUGUGAUGUAUAUGUAGCAAGUUUUGGAAAAGUUCAUUUAGAAGAAAGAUUAGAUCUUAUUCAUGAAUUAUGGGCACAUAAUAUUAAAGCAGAUUUUAUGUAUGAAGAAUCAUCUGAUUUGACACCUGAAAUGUUAGCAAAUGCUUGUAAGAAACAAGGAAUUAAUUGGAUUGUCAUAAUGAGACAUAGAAAUCAAGAUUUAUAUAAGAAUAGUAGUAGUAGUUCUUCUUCUAGAAUUGAUUCUACCAUGACAACUACUGUUAAAGUUAAAAAUUUAUUAUGGAAAACUGAAGAUGAAGUUCCUCGCAAUGAACUUUGUGUUAGACUUAAUAGUGAGAUUAUUGAACAAGCAAGAAUUGAUUUACAUUCUUCUGGAUCCAAAUAUCAUAAUAAACAUUCUUUAUCUCCUCAAUCUGAACAAUGGGUAAUAGAACAAAUCAACAAAGGUGGAGUUCCUGUAUUGGCUUUAGAUAUAAAUCGUGAAAUUUUACGUAAAUUUGUUGAUUGUAAUGUAUUGGAAGAUGAAUCUUUCAAAAGUAAAGCACAUCAAAAAGAAUAUUUGAUUAAUGUUCAAGAAACACUUAAACAAAGGCACCAAGAAGGAUAUAAGCAGGUUUGGUUAUAUUCACAUCGAGAUGACUUCGGAAUAUUGUAUCAUUAUUUCUUAUGA
Diversispora eburnea is the source of this 3996-nucleotide messenger RNA. The record is from the annotation of a GenBank genome assembly. NCBI's taxonomy places the organism in Eukaryota, Fungi, Glomeromycota, Glomeromycetes, Diversisporales, Diversisporaceae.